UUCUUAAAAGAAAGUGAAACUGAAAGUACGUGCGAAGUAAAAGCUAGGAAAACGGCGCACACAUUCAAUACGUUUCCUAAAAAUCUAAGUCGAAAGGAUAGAGCUUGGAUUUUGAUCACAAGGAGGAUUUCCUGCAUUCGACUUGUUAUUUUAGAUUGUUUUAUUAAGGUGAACUGGGGACUGAAGUAGCUAGCUUGAUAUGGAUACUUACCAAGCUAAAAACAAAACAUAUGAACUACUGAACAUGGACUAAAGGCGUGAGCACAUACUGAAAACGAGGAACAACGUAAUCUUAGUCAUUUUUACUUUACUUGUUUUGUUACAGUGGGAUUAUCGAGCGCAAUGAUGAAGGGUUUUACCUCAUGUGCAAUAUUCGUCCUUCUUUUGGAUUUAGUUUUGGGGUGGGCAUAUUGGAUAACUUUACUCCUGCUACAGUGCCCAAAUUGUGGAGGACUGAUGGGACUGUGUGUUCUUGGAGUAGUCAAGUACAUAAGUUUGUAUCAUUUAUCAACUUUAUUGUCGGAUCGUGGGAAGCCAGAGCCCGUACUGCACAAGCUGGUGUGUCUCCUCUGCCUCCUCUGUCCAGUUUUUGAAAGUGGACGAAUGCUUUUGUCUAAACCUGAUCGCCCGUAUUUGGGACCGCCACCUGACCUCACACAAGUCCCCCUGAGUGCCCUGGCCUCCCUGCUGGUCUGUAUUAUCUGGGAGAAAGGACUCCGCAUAGAACCUGCCAAAAGAAAGCCUAAAAUUCACGGAGCAGGACAGCUGUUUAAGAGGCUGCUGCAGUUCUUCAAACCAGAUGUGUUUUAUCUCAUCACAGCCUUUAGUGCACUCAUUGUGGCUGUAAUCUGUGAUACAUUCAUUCCUCUGUACCAGGGGGAAGUCAUAGACAUGCUCCAAGUCUCAAUGGUUGAAAAUGAUUUAGGCUAUGCCAUUGCGAAGCUGGCAGUUGUCUCUUUUGGCAGUGCCAUGUUUUCCGGGGCCAGAGGAGGGUUGUUCAUGUUCAGCUUGGCGAGACUGAACAGGAGACUUAAGCACCUCCUGUUCCACAGACUUCUACAGCAAGAAAUACAGUUCUUUGAAGAGAACAACCCUGGCAAACUGUCUUCUCGGCUGCAUUCGGAUGUGGACCGGAUGGGGCGCACUGUGGCCUUGAAUGCAAAUGCUUUGGUGCGGAGCACAGUUAAAACCUGCCUGAUGUUGGCGGUCAUGGUUCGACUAUCCUGGGAGCUCACUGUCCUUACUGUUUUAGAGAUGCCCCUUUUAGGCCUAGUUCAGGACAAAUACACCACACUGUCCACGGAGCUGAAGGAGCAGAUUCAGUCUCACCAGGCACAGAUCAGUGAGUUGGUUCUGCAGACAGUGAGUGGCAUUGAGACUGUUCGGAGUUAUAACGCUGAAAAUGUAGAAAUAAAGAGGUACAACGCCGCCCUAGAGCAGCUCCGUAUAGUGAAAAGACAGUAUGGUAUCUACAGUUCAGCCUUUACUUUCAUCAGAAGGAUGGUCAGUUUUGUGAUAAGGAUCCUUUUUUUUGUGUUGGCAAGGAGACUUAUAUUGUCUGAUCAGCUCAGCAUUGGUAAUUUGGUCACUUUUCUGCUGUAUCAAAAGCCAAUGUCAUACAAUUUGAGGGAGAUCAUGUACGGUUAUGGAGAUACAAAGAGCACUGUUGGGGUCAUAUCUACAGUGUUCAGUUACCUUGACCGAAAACCAAAGUGUCAAACAGCAGGAGACUUGGCUCCUGAGAAACUGGAGGGAAGAAUUGUGUUUGAAAAUGUCUCCUUCACUUACCCCUCAGCAUCAUCGGAAAAAACAGCACCGACUGCACUCAAGUCUGUUUCCAUGGAGCUGCGUCCAGGACAGAUGACAGCUCUAGUGGGUCCAUCUGGGAGCGGAAAAACAACAUGUGUCAGUCUUUUAAAGAGACUUUAUGAACCACAACAGGGACAGAUCCUGCUUGACGGACAACCACUGCAUAAAUAUGAACUGAAAUAUCUCCAUAACAAGAUGGCAGUUGUGUCCCAGAAUCCAGUGCUGUUUUGUGGCUCUCUGAAGUACAACAUUGAGUACGGACUUAAGGAGAGCAACAUUGAGAAAGUCCAAGAAACUGCAAGAAAGAUCAAUGCAGAGUCUUUUUUCUCAGAUCUGGAUGAUGGAUAUGACACAGAUGUGGGUGAGUCUGGGGGCAAACUGUCAGAGGGGCUGAAGCAGAGCGUUGCCAUCCUCAGAGCUUUGGUCCGAGAUCCACGGGUCAUUAUUCUGGAUGAAGCCACCAGCAAACUGGACAUCCGCGCACAACACGCUGUCCUGGGGGAGAUCUGGUCUGGGGGGCGGACCGUGCUGGUGAUCGCCCAUCAGCUGAAGACUGUGGAGAAAGCUGACCACAUCAUCUUUUUAGAAAAUGGAGAAAUUGUUGAAGAGGGGACACACCAAGAGCUGAUGGACAAGAAAGGACGGUACUAUAGUUUAAAAGAAGAACUGUUCAAGACAUAAAGACUCAGGAGGGACUGGGGCUGUGAACCUAAAUGGUUGGGUGUUGUGAUUUGACUGUGUUAGUAGGGUAUGUAUGAUUGUUUCGAGUUUAGGCCUAAUAAUAAUUAUAAUUAAAAUUAUAAAUUUUAAAUCUGCAGUUAUGACCUUCAUGUGUUUCACAAAGCUAAACAUUGCAAUUAAAAGAGAAAAAAAAAGUAUUUACACUGAUGUCAUUUAUCAACAUGUUUUACUUGUGAACUUGUGUACUUUUUUGUAUUAAAACCACAUUUAUACUUACACA
Messenger RNA from Boleophthalmus pectinirostris (great blue-spotted mudskipper), 2770 nucleotides. RefSeq names its product transporter associated with antigen processing, subunit type t, teleost specific (gene tap2t). Gene Ontology annotation, molecular function: ATP binding; ATP hydrolysis activity; ABC-type oligopeptide transporter activity. Bases 343 to 2490 code for a protein of 715 amino acids. Gene Ontology annotation, cellular component: membrane. The transcript is spliced from 11 exons. The record is from RefSeq and is a predicted model, not a curated record. NCBI's taxonomy places the organism in Eukaryota, Metazoa, Chordata, Actinopteri, Gobiiformes, Gobiidae. Gene Ontology annotation, biological process: transmembrane transport.